GUACGUCAUCAAACUGCGUCUAGCCGACGUCCACGCCUCUUUCCUUACAGGCCGGUACCCUCUGCCAGCUUGAGGUCGCUACCAUGUACUAUAAGUUCAGCGGGCUCACACAGAAACUGGUCGGGGCGGUCCCUACGGAGGCCUAUAAUCCCCAGGGACUAAGGCCCACAUUCUCAGAAGCACCAAUAACGAUAUUUGCUACUCCAACAAAGAUGGCUACCGACUCCGCAGCAGCAACUUACAUGGGGAACAACCGAGUGCCAGAUCUGCAGAAACUCUUUCAGAAAAGCGAUGGGCUGCCCGUCCAUUUGAAACGAGGGCUUCCUGAUCGGCUCCUGUAUCGGACCACAAUGGCACUGACACUGGGAGGGACGAUCUACUGCCUUAUUGCUCUCUACAUGGCCGCACUUCCCAAAAACAAGAAGCAAUGACCAUAGUGAGGCUCACGGCAAGACUUUAAUCCUGCACAUUGAACAUCAGCAGCUUCUAUAUUUAUUUUUAAUUCCAUGUAAUACAUUUUAUUUUCUUUAGAUAAAAGAUUUCUAAUUGGC
Messenger RNA from Xenopus laevis (African clawed frog), 551 nucleotides. Its product is annotated as cytochrome c oxidase subunit 7A-related protein, mitochondrial. NCBI's taxonomy places the organism in Eukaryota, Metazoa, Chordata, Amphibia, Anura, Pipidae. The coding region runs from base 84 to 431 and encodes 115 amino acids. The transcript is spliced from 3 exons. The record is from RefSeq and is a predicted model, not a curated record.